UGGGGGGGGGGGGGGGGACGAGAUGGAAGGGGGGCGAUGACACCGAGUGCGGCGCGGCGGGAUGCGGACGAUCUGCGACGUGUGCGAGAGCGCGCCGUCGGUGCUCUUCUGCGCGGCCGACGAGGCCGCGCUCUGCCGGGCCUGCGACGAGAAGGUGCAUAUGUGUAACAAGCUUGCUAGUCGGCAUGUGAGAGUGGGGCUUGCGGACCCUAAUAAAGUUCAACGCUGUGAUAUAUGUGAAAAUGCUCCUGCCUUCUUCUACUGUGAGAUAGAUGGUACAUCGCUUUGCCUUAGCUGUGAUAUGACUGUUCAUGUCGGUGGCAAACGAACCCACGGGAGAUACCUUCUCCUAAGGCAACGGGUUGAAUUUCCAGGAGAUAAACCAGGCAGUACAGAUGAUGUGGCAAUGCAACAGAAUGAUCCUGAAAUCCAGAUUGAUCAAAAGAAGUCCCCUCACUCGGUCACAAAGGAGCAAAUGGCGAACCAUCAUAAUGUUUCUGAUGAUCCAGCCUCAGAUGGCAACUGCGAUGACCAGGGUAACAUCGAUUCGAAAAUGAUUGAUCUUAAUAUGAGGCCUGUCCGCACUCAUGGGCAAGGUUCGAAUUCACAGACUCAUGGUGUGGAUCUUAGUGUCAACAACCAUGAUUCUCCCGGAGUGGUGCCAACAUGUAAUUUCGAACGAAAUGCCGACAAAUAAAUACUGGAACACCAAGGAUGUACAUUUCUUCAAUCGCUGCUUUAUAGCAGCUCACUGGGAGCUUGGGUUAGCUUUUGGCCUCAGUUGCCGGGCAGAAUAUGUGUUAUUACAGGGACCUCUUGUGUCGCUGGUACGAUUCUAGUAGAGAUGAAGUUAAACGAGUCCAUUUAUCGUCGUGCACUCGUGUUGUGGUUGUCAAGACUCGUGUGACAUGUCCAUAUGGAAGCACGGUGGCUGUCACUUGUGCUUUUGUGGAUUGAUGCUGUAUGGUAUUAGAAACUGUACAAAAGAUUAAAUAGACCGAUCAUUUUUCUUUC
This is a messenger RNA of Oryza brachyantha (malo sina), 1014 nucleotides long. Its product is annotated as B-box zinc finger protein 19. Bases 62 to 697 code for a protein of 211 amino acids. Gene Ontology annotation, biological process: photomorphogenesis; regulation of DNA-templated transcription. The transcript has 5 exons. Gene Ontology annotation, cellular component: nucleus. Lineage: Eukaryota; Viridiplantae; Streptophyta; Magnoliopsida; Poales; Poaceae. Gene Ontology annotation, molecular function: zinc ion binding. The record is from RefSeq and is a predicted model, not a curated record.